This is a messenger RNA of Triplophysa rosa, 4010 nucleotides long. It is a transcript of the gene pdpr, whose product is annotated as pyruvate dehydrogenase phosphatase regulatory subunit. The record is from RefSeq and is a predicted model, not a curated record. NCBI's taxonomy places the organism in Eukaryota, Metazoa, Chordata, Actinopteri, Cypriniformes, Nemacheilidae. The transcript has 18 exons. The coding region runs from base 123 to 2789 and encodes 888 amino acids. Gene Ontology annotation, molecular function: oxidoreductase activity; protein binding. Gene Ontology annotation, cellular component: mitochondrion; mitochondrial matrix; cytoplasm.
CAGGCUCCACUGGUAGCUACCGCUCUAGUCUAUGCUCAAGUUGACACAAGAAUCAUAUCAUUAGAUCAAUAUUUCUGAUCGGAUCUGAGCGAUUAUAACACGUUUCUGCAGGUGGCAGAAGCAUGCGCAGUGGAGCGUGGACUGUCAGGGCUCUGUCCCCCGUUCUUUUGCCCCGCUGGUUCUGUGACUCUGGAGCUCGACCCGCACAUCUUAGUCUGCAGAGAUCAGUGCGCUUUGUAAGCACCGAGUCUCCAUCCACAGCCCUGCCCACUCACGCCCGCUUGGUCAUCUGUGGAGGGGGCAUUGUGGGGACCUCGGUGGCUUAUCAUCUUGCCAAACUGGGAUGGACCGAGAUAGUUUUGCUGGAGCAGGGCAGACUUGGAGCCGGCACAACUCGAUUUUGUGCAGGAAUAGUGAGCGUCGCCAAACCUCUUUCUAUCGAGAGUAAAAUGGCCAAUUACUCGAAUUCACUCUAUGAGCGCUUGGAGGAGGAGACUGGUAUUAAAACAGGUUUUGUACGGACCGGUUCUCUUUGUUUGGCUCAAAAUCAGGACCGGCUCUUGUCUUUGAAGCGUCUGGGAUCCAGGCUGAAGAUUCUUGGUGUCAGCUGUAACAUCAUCAAACCCAAAGAUGUGGCAGGGCUCCACCCACUGGUGAAUAUUCAUGAUCUCGUAGGUGCAUUGCAUCUGCCAGGGGACAGCGUGGUUUCGCCACCGGACGUCAAUCACGCACUUGCUGUGUCGGCCGCGGGUUACGGAGUUCAGAUUUAUGAGCACACGAGUGUGAAUCACAUUGUGGUCAGGAAGGGUCAUGUGACAGCCGUGGAGACUGACCGGGGAUCUAUAGAGUGUGAAUACUUUGUGAACUGUGCUGGACAGUGGGCGUAUGAACUGGGUCAGAGCAGUGAAGUGAAAGUGUCGGUACCGCUACAUGGCUGUGAACAUUUCUAUCUGCUUACUAAACCUCUGUCUGAGCCACUGCAUCCAGAGAGUCCAGUGGUGAUAGACAUGGACGGACGGAUAUACGCUCGGGCCUGGCAGGGGGGGAUCCUGUCAGGAGGAUUUGAGAAGAACCCCAAACCCAUCUUCACUGAGGGACGCAACCAGCUGGAGAUCCAGAACAUGCAAGAAGAUUGGGAUCACUUUGAGCCCAUGUUGAGCGCUUUGUUGCGCAGGAUGCCCAGUCUGGAGGCCUGUGAGAUCCAGCAGCUGGUAAACUGCCCAGAGUCCUUCACUCCAGACAUGCGCUGCCUGAUGGGAGAGACUCCGGGAAUAUAUGGAUACUUUGUGCUGGCAGGCAUGAAUUCAUCAGGGCUGUCGUUCGCAGGCGGAGCUGGAAAAUAUUUGGCAGAGUGGAUAACUUACGGCUAUCCCAGUGCCAGUGUCUGGCCUUUAGACAUCAAACGCUUUGGAAAUCUGCAGAGCAGCCGUACCUUCCUGCGACAUCGAGUGAUGGAGGUUAUGCCGCUCCUGUAUGAAUUGAAAGUUCCCCGCUGGGACUUCCAGACGGGUCGGCAGUUACGCACAAGUCCACUGCACGACCGCUUAGACACUCAGGGAGCACGCUGGAUGGAGAAACACGGCUUUGAGCGAGCCAAGUACUUUGUUCCCCCUGGGAAGGAUUUACUAGCCCUGGACCAGAGUAAGACCUUCUAUAAGCCCGACUGGUUUGAUAUAGUGGGUGCAGAGGUGAAGUGCUGUAAAGAAGCUGUGUGUGUUAUUGACAUGUCCUCCUUCACCAAGUUUGAACUGACAUCUGCAGGAGAUCAGGCCCUGCUUCUGCUGCAGCGUCUGUGUGCCAAUGAUCUGGACGUGCCCGUGGGACACAUCGUCCACACUGGCAUGCUGAAUGAGAGAGGAGGGUACGAGAAUGACUGCAGCGUGGUACGCCUCAGCAAAAACAGUUUCUUCAUCAUUUCACCAACCGAUCAACAAGUUCGUUGCUGGUCUUGGAUUAAGAAACACAUGCCAAAUGAUCCACAGCUUCACCUGGAGGACGUCAGCUGGAAGUACACAGCUCUGAAUCUGAUCGGUCCCCGUGCCAUGGACGUGUUGUCUGAACUGUCUUAUGUGUCCAUGAGUCCAGAACACUUCCCCUCUCUGUUUUGUAAGGAAAUGAGUGUGGGUUAUGCCAAUGGCAUCAGAGUCAUGAGUAUGACACACACCGGAGAGCCAGGAUUCAUGCUUUACAUUCCCAUAGAGUAUGCGCUGCACGUGUACAAUGAAGUGAUGUCAGUCGGGCAAAAGUAUGGGAUCAGGAAUUCCGGCUACUACGCCUUGCGGAGUCUACGAAUUGAGAAAUUCUUUGCGUUUUGGGGCCAGGAUCUGGACUCGUUCACCACCCCACUGGAAUGUGGCAGAGAAUUCCGCGUCAAAUUUGACAAGGACACAGACUUUCUGGGCCGGGACGUCCUGUUGCGGCAGCGUGCAGAGGGAGUCUCGCGGCGUUUUAUCAUGUUGGUCCUCGAAGACCAUGACACAGAGCUGGACCUCUGGCCUUGGUGGGGUGAGCCCAUUUACCGCAAUGGCGACCUGAUCGGUGUGACCACCAGCAGCGCCUACAGCUACACGUUACAACGCCAUGUGUGUCUAGGCUUCAUCAGCCCGACAAACUCGGAUGGCACGCCAGCUGUGGUCACACCGGAUUUCAUUAACCGCGGCAAUUAUGAAGUGGACAUUGCGGGCCAGAGGUUUCCAGCUAAAGCCAAGCUCUAUCCAUUCAGCUCGCUUUUUGCUCAGCAGAAACGGCGGAAAGAUGACAUGGAGCUGAGCAACUUUCAGAGCAAGUAAGGGUGAUGAGAACCGCAUUAGACCAAAAGCAGUCUGAGUGCUCAGUCCCUGAAGCUUGCACUGUUCACUCCAUUGUGUCCCACUCCGUGAUUUCAUACUACUGUGAGAGGUGUCAUGUUUCUCUCUGUUGGAUCAGUUGACACAUUUCAAAAACGAUUGUGGUGCGUAUCACCAGUUACCUCAAUUUUCCAACUGAUGGGGUUUGUGUUUGGCUUUGGCAUUGCAAUCGUUUACAAAUCAAUCCCCGAAUAAUAGGUAGGGUCUUUGUUUCAGUUCUCAUUUUAUGCUUUUUAAGAGCAUUUACCUGUGUCAUACUUACGGUCUCAAAAUAAAAGGGAUGUUGUUUUUUUGUGGAGGCCAGAUUGAGAAUGGACAAUCACAGUGUUUUUGAAGCAUCCGUUUAAAGUAAAUUGGCGAAAAGUGGGAACAUCUUUGACAUUUUUGUAGCACAAAUAGAAUACUAAAUGAGGAGCCAUUGAGUGACAUUCAGAUCAGACCGAUGGCGUUUAUAAAGUGCCUUUGCAGCAGUUCAUGUUUUGGCCGGUGUGCCGUGAGCACAUACCAUCUGCUAUUGUGUCCAGUCUUAUUACAGGUAUUGGAUUAAAUAUAUUUUUUUCGGUAAAGGUCACUCAGUGUGAUGUUGUUCUUUGUUGUUCUGUCAUGUUGGCUAUGUACUGGAUUUAUUGACUAUGUACUGGAUUUAAAGUAGAGAUUGUCAAGAUUUUCACUGUUUAGACAACAUCUCCCAUACACCAUCUCUGCAGUGCUAUUAGAAAACUUUAUUAAAAAAUAUUUCAAUUAUGAAAAUAUUGUAUAUUCUGUAUAUGAAACUGGUACAUUGUGUAUCUAUCAUUCAUGAAUUAAAAGCACCUUGAUUCUUAGAAUUCACACUUCAUAAGAACCAGCACUUCAAACACUUACAGUCAGAUGAUUUGGAACUGGUUUGUUGGCACGGUAAAGAUCAGCGGUGUGUUUAAAUAAUGACUCCACAGAAAAUCCAUAUACUGUACCUGUAAUGCAAGAAAAUGAAGUAAAGUCAUGUUUCUCCAUCUUCAAAAACUCUCUCUCUCUCUCUCUCUCUCUCUCUCUCUCUCUCUCUCUCUCUCGUGUGUGUGCGCGUGUAAUGGAUUGUGGAGCUGUGGAUUGCUGUUAUCAGCAGGGUUUGUGUUGUAACAUGAAUCUGAAAAUAAAUCUAAUUAUCUUCAGUUAUGAAUUUGUCAU